Molecule: messenger RNA, 1406 nt
Organism: Apaloderma vittatum (bar-tailed trogon)
Lineage: Eukaryota; Metazoa; Chordata; Aves; Trogoniformes; Trogonidae
Gene: ACVR2A
Product: activin A receptor, type IIA
Exons: 7
Biological process (GO): protein phosphorylation; cellular response to growth factor stimulus; activin receptor signaling pathway
Cellular component (GO): activin receptor complex; plasma membrane
Molecular function (GO): ATP binding; activin binding; activin receptor activity
Source: RefSeq, a predicted model, not a curated record
GAUCCUGGACCACCACCACCUUCACCAUUGAUGGGUUUGAAGCCGUUGCAGUUACUAGAGAUCAAAGCCAGGGGAAGAUUUGGUUGCGUAUGGAAAGCUCAGCUACUGAAUGAGUAUGUUGCAGUCAAAAUAUUCCCUAUCCAGGACAAACAGUCGUGGCAGAACGAAUAUGAAAUUUACAGUUUGCCUGGAAUGAAACACGACAAUAUUUUGCAGUUCAUUGGGGCAGAGAAGCGAGGCACUAGCAUUGAUGUUGAUCUCUGGUUAAUUACAGCCUUUCAUGAAAAGGGCUCCUUAACGGACUUUCUCAAGGCUAACGUGGUCUCUUGGAACGAGCUCUGUCACAUCGCUCAGACUAUGGCCAGAGGCCUGGCUUAUCUUCACGAGGAUAUACCGGGCCUGAAAGAUGGACACAAACCUGCCAUCUCACAUAGGGACAUCAAAAGCAAGAACGUGCUGCUGAAAAAUAAUCUUACAGCUUGUAUAGCUGAUUUUGGUCUAGCUUUAAAGUUUGAGGCUGGAAAGUCUGCCGGGGAUACACACGGACAGGUUGGAACGCGAAGGUAUAUGGCUCCCGAGGUACUAGAAGGUGCUAUAAACUUCCAAAGGGAUGCUUUUCUGAGAAUAGAUAUGUACGCCAUGGGAUUAGUCCUCUGGGAACUGGCAUCGCGCUGCACUGCCUCAGACGGCCCAGUAGAUGAGUACAUGUUGCCAUUUGAAGAAGAAAUUGGGCAGCAUCCCUCCCUCGAAGAUAUGCAGGAGGUUGUAGUCCACAAAAAGAAGAGACCUGUUUUAAGAGAGUGCUGGCAAAAACAUUCUGGGAUGGCGAUGCUCUGCGAAACGAUAGAGGAGUGCUGGGAUCACGACGCGGAAGCCAGGCUGUCAGCAGGUUGCGUAGAAGAGCGCAUUAUUCAGAUGCAAAAACUAACUAACAUUAUAACCACAGAGGACAUCGUGACUGUGGUCACAAUGGUGACAAACGUUGACUUUCCUCCCAAAGAAUCCAGUCUAUGAUAGUUGCACUGGUCAUGGACCUGACCGCCAGGACUCUGCACUGGAGCUGCUAAAGCGAACGGGACUGCUCGCGCCGUUCCUGUUUCUGCGUGAAGAAAGCACGGUAAGUCUCUCCGGAACAGCGCCAAGAGGUGUUUUUUCCUUUUUAUUUUCCCUCCUUCCUCCUCCCGAACGUGGAUCCGUGAGACUUUUUGCAUUCCCUGCUUACGCCUGAAGGACGCGCGUGACUGAGAAAACGCUAAACGCGCCGUUAAGGAACUUUAAAUGAAGAAUUACGGACGUGUGCCGGCUAAUCGAGCGUUUUAAAAACUGACAUCAGAUUUCUUAAUACUUGUCGAAAGAGACUAAUUCCUUUAAAUGAACUACUGUUAUUUUUUUUAAAUCAAACAUUU